GCCUCGUCUAGCUCGUACGAACGCGUGCUUUUGGUCGCGUUCACGUAUUUGUCUGUGCUCGUCCCUGCUGCACCUCGUCCCUGCCGCAGCGAUCUGCACGCGUGGCAGCGAUGCGGCUGCUGCACUGCUUUGCACUGGCAAGUUGCACUGACGCGCUCGCACCCACGACGUCGACGACGCGGCGGAAACUGCAUUUGUCGCUGGCGGACGCAAAGAGCUGCACUGACGCACCCACGACGUCGACGACGCGUCGGCGACUGCUCUUAUCGACCGCAACGCUCGCACCCACCAGCGCGCUAGCUGCGGACACGCCUGCCGAGUCGGUGCGAAAGGCGGCUUCGAACAUACCCGGGCUCGGCCCACCGGACGUACUGUUUCCAGCCGCCGCGUUCAAGGGGCGAUGGAAGGUGCAACGGACGGUCGCCGCUCGCACUGGAGCUGUAAGCCUGCUGGCGUCGUCUCCGGAAGCCGAGUCCUACGAGACGCGAUUCCUGGACUACGGCGACGGCGAGCAUGUCGUGAUAGAUCGCGCGUUCGAGGCCGAGUCGCGCGCGCGAGCGGGUGCCUACGGUCCUGGCUUCGAGGCUGCGAAGGCGAGGUGGGAGCCCUCCAACCCAAAUGUUUGCACGCUUGAGUCCGCGACGGGCGCGCUGCUUGAGCUGAAAGUCACGAAGCGCAGCUUCGAGUCUCCCGGGCCCGGCGGCUUCGGGUCUUCUGAAUAUUCAAGGGUCGCCGUCGCCCAGGGAGGCGUCGCGGCCGUGCCGCAGAUUCUAGCCAGGCGCCUCCAGACGCGCUACCGCUUUGACGACAACGCGUCCAUGAUCGAGGCGCUGGAGAUCCAGAACGUCUACGACCCCCAGGCGACGGGCUUCGCGGACCUGAACGGCGCGCAGCCCGUGGCCACGGUCAAGUCGAGGCUGACGCUCAGUCGCUAAUGUCACAUGUUGUGUUCUUAC
Messenger RNA from Pelagomonas calceolata, 956 nucleotides. NCBI's taxonomy places the organism in Eukaryota, Pelagophyceae, Pelagomonadales, Pelagomonadaceae. The record is from the annotation of a GenBank genome assembly.